Closterium sp. NIES-65 is the source of this 2100-nucleotide messenger RNA. Lineage: Eukaryota; Viridiplantae; Streptophyta; Zygnematophyceae; Desmidiales; Closteriaceae. The record is from the annotation of a GenBank genome assembly.
AUGAGGAAGCGCGAUUUAGGAAUCCUUCUGAUAUCGGCGUUCGCGGUUUUCAUCUGUCUUCAGCAUGAGAGCAACUUCACGUUCAGGGAGGCGUGGUUCCACGUGCACCGCGACGACUACAACCAGGAGCUCGAGGCGCACGUGGUGCCGCCGCCCGUGGUCUUCGAUCUCAACGGCGACGGCCGCAAGGAGGUCAUUCUCGCCACCAGGGACGCGCGCCUGCAGGUGAUCGAGCCGUUCACGCCGCCGUCAGGCGAGUCGUACCAUCCAGUGCGCGUGCUCAAGGAGGUCUCGCUGCAACCCGGCCAGGUGGAGCUGAACCCAGCGGGGCACCAGGCAGUGGCGUUCGCGGUGGGGUAUCUGGACCCACCGUCCUUGAAGCCCCCCAAGAAGGCGGGCAGCGGCAAGGCGGUGAGCGUGCCGCGGCGCAAGGCGGUGGUGGCGGUGGUGACGGCGGGAUGGGCGGUACUGUGCUUCGAUCACAACCUGAAGCUGUUGUGGGAGACCAGCGUGCAGCACCACUUCCCCCACGGCGCACGCCACAAGGAGGUGGCGGUGCUGAUUGCCAACCACACCAUGCACCGGGGGGAUCGAGGCGUCGUGAUUAUCGGCGGAUCCAUGGAGUCAGACCCGCUGCAAUUCGAGGAUCCAGUGGAGGAGGAGGAAGCGGAGGAGGAGGGCGAGGAGAAGCACCGCAAGGAAGCCGGGGACAAGGAUGAGCUGGAGGAUGUGUCAGAGGGGGCGGCAGGGGUGAACGAGCGCCACUUCUCCUACUACGCCUUUGAUGGUGCCACUGGCGCCAUGCGCUGGAAGCAUGACAGCAAGGACUUCCAUCGGGACAUGUCAGCGCUGAGCCAGCAGCUGUUGCCGCAGCACAACUACAAGCUCGACGCCUCCUCCCUCUCCUCCCGCCACUUCGGCGAGAUGGAGUGUCGCGAGUUCAGAGAGUCCAUUCUGAAGCACCUGCCGCACCGAUGGGACCAUCGCCAUGACACGCGCUUCGAGCUCGCCAGCAUCCACCGCCAUCGCCGCCGCAUGCACAAGCGCCUCCCGGGGAGUGGGCGGCACGGGGCGCCACAUCACGCAGCACACCCCCACGGCACGCCCCCCCGGCUGCUGGCAGGGCGCGACCAUGAAAGGAACGUGUUUGCGCGGGCCGUGGGGAAGGCUGUGGAUGCUGCUGGGUCCACCAAGAAGGCCAAGCACGCGCAGCACCACGUGCACGGCAAUGCAUCGGCGCACCACUGGUGGGCGCACAACGCGGUGAUAGCGCACCUGGAGGAGGGCAUCGAGGUCAUCCACCUCUACUCCGGGCGUACCAUCUGCAAGCUGCUGCUGCCCGACCAUGGCCUGCACGCUGAUGUCAAUGGAGACGGCGUUCUUGAUCAUGUGCAGGCAUCAGGCGCAUUGGGAGACGAGCUGUUCACGUUUGGCAGUGAGGAGGAGGCAUCAGAGGUGGUCAAGUCCUGCUGGACCAUGGCGCUCUCCGGCAUCCCCCCCACCCAACCACUCUUCAACGGCUCUAUCUGCCGCCCCCACGCCUCGCUCUUCAACCUCGCUUCUGAGUUCCAGGAGCAGUGGAAUGAGCACGCGACAGGGCAGCAGCGGGUGGGAGUGGUGGCGCCCAUUCUGCUGCCUCGCAGGGACCGCCACCGCCGCCACCAGCGCCGCCAUGGAGAUGUCAUCUACUUCAACAGCCGAGGCGAGAUCACCUCAUAUGCGACUGAGGCCCUGAGCAGCAAGGGACCGCACGGCCACAUGCGGUGGCAGAUCAGCACAGACGCCAAGUGGACCCCCGCCGACCCCGCAGCUGCCUUCGACUCCUCCGCUCCCCCGGCCCACGUGCCCUCCCUGCACGCCAUGGCUCUUAAAGCCGGGGGACGGCCGGAGGUGAUUCUGGCGGUGGGGGAUAACGAGGCGGUGUUUGUGUCCCCUGGGGGGAAGAUCCUGGGGACGCUUGCGCUGCCGACGACACCCACAGAGCCGAUUAUUGUGGCGGAUUUCAAUGGCGAUCGGCUGAAUGACCUGAUUAUCGUCACUGCCAUUGGCCCGUACGGGUUCGUUCAGGUGCGCUGCUCGUCUCUGCUCAUCUCUCCUUGA